GAGGAGGAGGAGGAGAGACAGCGGGGACAGGAGCGUUGUUUCCCGUGUGCUGGUGGCGGUGAUUUCAUGUGGAGAGGAAGCAGAAAGCAGCUCGUCUUCUACUCUUAAAACGGAUUUUAUUGAUUGUCUCCACGCAAAAUGUGUACCCCGUGUUGCAUAUCGCAGCUGGCCUGCUGCUGCGGAUCAGCGGCCUGCGCCUGCUGCUGUAACUGCUGCCCCAACAUCAAACAGUCCACUGGGACCCGCAUCAUGUACGCCUUCUACUUCCUGCUGGUCACCAUCGUCUGUGUCAUCAUGAUGUCCCCCACGGUGGAGCAGGGGUUACAAGACAAUAUCCCGUUCUACGGUCAGAUGUGUGAGCAGAUGAAGGCAGGGGAGAACUGCCAAACUCUGGUGGGCUACACGGCCGUCUACAAGGUGUGCUUCGGCAUGGCCUGCUUCUUCUUAUUCUUCGCCAUCUUCACCAUCCGCAUCCACAACAGCACAGGCUGGAGGGCGGCCGUGCACAACGGGUUCUGGUUGGUGAAGUUCAUCGUGCUGGUGGCGUGCUGCGCUGGAGGCUUCUUCAUCCCGAAUGAGGAAGUCUUUCUGGAAGCGUGGCGCUACAUAGGAGCGGGUGGCGGCUCCAUUUUCCUGCUGAUCCAGCUCAUGCUUUUGGUGAAGUUUGCACACAGAUGGAACACUAACUGGAGUUCAGGGGUGAAGCAUAAUCGCUUGUGGUACGCGGCCCUGGCCUUUGUGACCCUGAUGCUGUUCAGUGCUGCGGUCGGGGCCUUGGUCUUCAUGGGAGUUUUCUACACUGACCCCGAGGCCUGUUUACUGAACAAGAUCUUCCUGGGCAUCAACGGCAGCCUGUGCCUCGUCGUCUCCCUGCUGGCCAUCUCCCCCUGCAUACAGAAGCUGCAGCCCACAUCAGGCCUGCUGCAGCCUGGAGUCAUCAGUGUGUACGUCAUGUACCUCACCUUCUCAGCCUUCUCCAGCAAACCAAAAGAAAUCGUGGAAAGAAAUGGUAUGAACACCACCGUGUGUGUGUUUCCCAUCAACGCUGGGACGGAGAGCGACAAGAAGAUCGUGACCGCUGUUGGAGCCAUUAUCCUGUUUGGCUGUGUGCUUUACUCUUGCUUGACUUCCACCACCAGACGAAGCUCUGCAGCGCUUAGAGUGUAUGGGAACAGUGAGCCAGAGAUUGAGAGAGCUCGCUGCUGUUUCUGUUGUGGUGAUAACACAGACGACUGUGAUGAGGAGAACACUGGUGGAGGCCAGAGCGUGAAUUAUGAUGAGAGAGAGGGAACCAUCUAUGGCUACGCCUACUUCCACUCUGUCUUCUUCCUCGGAUCGCUUUACGUCAUGAUGACCAUCACCAACUGGUUCCAUUAUGAUGACCAUAAGAUUGAGAAGCUCCUGGAAGGGAGCCUGUCAGUGUUCUGGAUCAAGAUGGUCUCCUGCUGGGUCUGUCUCGUCCUCUACAUGUGGACCCUUGUUGCUCCCAUGGUGUUCCCGAAGCGUUUUGAGGCCUAGGACACCCCUCCCCCCCCCACACUGAGGUCAGGCUACUCAGGCAGAAGCUCUCACGCUGAGCCAGGGACCAGCCCCCCCCCCCUUUACCUUAAAACACAAACCUACACUCAGCGUGGAAAUUGAGGAUUAUCUGUUGCCUUUUGUUCUAUUUUACUUUGUUUUACAAUGUUAAUACCUUGAUGGUAGUUUUGCUAUCUUUUACUACCACUUACUCAUGGAGUUUUGUAUUGCUUACACAUUUGAAACUACAUAAAGAAUCAUGGGAGUACAUUGUGAAACAUAAUAAGCCUCCGACCCCUAUAGAUUCCUUCAUGAUUUCAGAUUUGAAAGUGUGUUUUGUAAGUAUUUACUGUGUGUCCGUUUGUUUCAGGUUUUCUUGUGCUUUUACUCUCAGCCAGGCAUUUCAGUUCUGUGUAGUUGGACCAUAAAGUUGUAGCAAAGUUUUGGGACAAAUGUAUUUAAGGUUAAAGAUGUUACAAGAUCAAUUGUAUUUAUUUAAGUGCAUAUUCAGUUAUCAGGAAUCAUUUUGUGAAGGUGUGGUAUGAAUUGAAUUACAAUUGUCCCUGACUCUGUUUAAAAUCUCAUCUCUCAGGCUCACAUGUAAGCUGUUUGUGUUUGUGUUUUCUCGCUCUCUUUUUGUAGAAGUUUUCUAUGCAACAGAACAAACUCUUUUAGAUAUUACACCCAGUGUUGUGAAGUUUCCACAAAGAUUUUAUUAUUGUCCGUGCUCCCUUUGAGCCAGAUUAUUUCUUAGGAAAAUCCAUGUCCACUCUUCAACAUUUCCAGUCAUCGUUGUUGUUGUACAGGGCAGUGCUAUUCAAAUCAACCUGCCUUACAUAAGAGUGACGUUAGUGGAGCGCCGCCUCUCUGGAAGAGCUGCAGUGACACAGUGAGGAAUGUUUGCCAAAGGUAGAUGUCAGAAAACAACCUACUACAUCUAAAUUGUUUGGUCGGUUAACAAAAAAAAAAAACAUAUGUAUUUGCAUGCACACACGGACACUUAAAUCAGCUAUUUUCUGUACAGUUUUAAAGGCUUUUGUUACAUGUGUCAGCUCAUAGUGGAGGUCAAAAUAAAGUAGCAUGAGGGUUUUUAUUAGUGAGUUAUUCAACACUGGAUGUUGAGUUUACUGCCGAAUUAAAAUUCACACAAAGAUCUUCAGCUGUUUGUUGCCAGUGUAACAGAUUUUGUUUGUAUAUAAAUACAAUGUAUUAUGCAUUGUCAACUGCAAAUCUUGUAUGCUCCUCAUUCAUCAAUAAAUCAGUAUGUCAUUUUGUCUGACUGUAUUGCUAACAUGCUUUUUAAUAUGUACAUUUUGGCUUAAGUCCUGUGGUCUGUUCACUCUUUCUUUCAAUGUCUGCUUUAUAUACCUGCAAAUAUUGUCAUGCGACUCGUCUUCUGUUGAAAAACUGCUUUUUAACUAUCGGUAUGAAUGUAGAAGAUAAAUGGUGCUCUUGGCUUUGAUAUCAAUCAAAAAAAUCAGAUAGCAGAAGCUACUGUGAAGCCUACCAUAACACACAGGACCACUUUAGUAGUAUGUUUUACUAUAUAGGCUGAGAUGUGGGUGCCAUGCACUUCAUUGUUCACAUUCUUUCAAUAAAACAUACAUUGAAUGCCA
Trematomus bernacchii (emerald rockcod) is the source of this 3134-nucleotide messenger RNA. RefSeq names its product serine incorporator 5 (gene serinc5). The record is from RefSeq and is a predicted model, not a curated record. Lineage: Eukaryota; Metazoa; Chordata; Actinopteri; Perciformes; Nototheniidae. The transcript has 12 exons. The coding region runs from base 139 to 1518 and encodes 459 amino acids. Gene Ontology annotation, cellular component: membrane.